UUCCUCUUUAAUUUCUAAUUCUUUACAAAUUUUAAUUUCAGAGGAUUUCAACAAGAGGCGUAAGCUAAGAUCUACCUUGAUCACAAACAUGCAAGCCAGACAGCUGAAAUACAACUUCGAGCUUCACAAGCGCGGACUUGCUCCAAGGGAGUUUGAGGCCUCCCUUACGAAAAAGGUCGACGGAUUGUUAGAAUCCACUGGGGUGAAUAGGCAUGAGCCGUUCAUAAAAGAAGCAAUAAGAAAGGUGAGGACUGAAGUUUACGGUACGCGAAGAACGACAGACGGACUUUUGAGCGUGCAUUCAUUCGAAGAACAUGACUUAAAUGACAUGUCUUCGUUCGGGGCACCCAGUUAUAGACAACAAGGUCAACGGAGGCGAAGGGGACAAUCAAGGAAGGAGAUGUAUCAUAACAAACAGAACGAGCUGUUCGCCGGUGCGCUUCAACCAAAAUUUCAGCUUUUCCGUGAUCGAGGUAUUCCACUUAAACAUGAUCAAGACGGUUACCUUUUUCGCGGUGAAAAAAUGCUGACAGCUCCAGAGUUCUGCAAUGUCGUUGAUCAGUUCUCCGCUGAUUUUCUUAAAGACCUUUCAAGACUGGGAGGAGAUAGCCAAUGGAGGCCGACAGUAGAUUUCCAGGAAAUCUCCAAGCUUUGCAAGCAGAUUCUGAUCAGCAGACUGAAUGUUGCGCACUGGUCUGUUGGAAACGAUCUUAUGGCUGAGGGUAACUAUCACAAGUGGAGGGCCCAUGUAAUGGUCAUAAUUUCAUUUGCCGCCUUGAUGGUCGCAGCAGAAAUAACCCUCAAAGAGCUCGAAAAGUUAGGCCGACAUGGCGGGGAGAGGAGAAUUUUUUUGUUUCUUGUGUUUGCUGCAAUCUUUCUUUUUUUCCGUUUCUUGACUGAUCUUUUGCCAGGGAGGCCGCGAAAGUGAAAGCAGUUUGUCCAAAACUGUUUAGUAUGUCGUCAGUUUUGGAUAUAGUGCAGCUGGUAACUUGGUACCGAAGUAAACUUGUUUUAGUCCUUGGCCUUUAAAUUACCAAGACAAUUUUUAUAUGUUCAUUUAAGUUACCGCCCUUCUUAUCAAGAUUAGAAAGAAGUCACUGCUAGUUACGUUUCUAACUCGCUGACCUGAUAUUCCCAUAAGUGAUACUGGAGACGGCAACUGGGAAAAGAACGCCACAAAUCAACAUGACGGGAACCUGAGCGUUGAUUCUUUACUCAGUUUGACGCCGUUCAUAGUAUUUGAAAUGUCGUUUUCGUUGCCGUUGCCUUUGAGGCAUUACU
Messenger RNA from Orbicella faveolata, 1281 nucleotides. RefSeq lists its product as uncharacterized. The record is from RefSeq and is a predicted model, not a curated record. NCBI's taxonomy places the organism in Eukaryota, Metazoa, Cnidaria, Anthozoa, Scleractinia, Merulinidae.